Cyprinodon tularosa is the source of this 3656-nucleotide messenger RNA. It is a transcript of the gene etnk1, whose product is annotated as ethanolamine kinase 1. The transcript is spliced from 8 exons. The record is from RefSeq and is a predicted model, not a curated record. The coding region runs from base 443 to 1516 and encodes 357 amino acids. Gene Ontology annotation, biological process: phosphatidylethanolamine biosynthetic process. Gene Ontology annotation, cellular component: cytoplasm. Gene Ontology annotation, molecular function: ethanolamine kinase activity. Lineage: Eukaryota; Metazoa; Chordata; Actinopteri; Cyprinodontiformes; Cyprinodontidae.
CGGUAGUGCGUGAGCUUGUGUUUUAAUCGUCAAGGACUGCUGGUUAAUGUGGGAUAAUUUAGAAAACCAAAGCUAUGUUUCCAAUUAAAUUUCUUUCAAUGUGUAUUCCUUUUGUGUGUUUAAAUUAUUUUAAGUUCAGUAUUUUAACACGUUAAAAAAGCUAGGGUUUAAAUUAGGUACAUUUAGUGCUUUAAGCUUUGGCAGCGGUGUACGCCGAUACUAUAAACAAGUAGCCCUAAUGGUUCCUUCCCUAUCAGCGUCGGAGGGACUUUUUUUUUUUCCAACCGGUGGGUGGUUCUUUCUGAGAGGCGUUGCCGCAUACGCACUGCAGCUGUAUUAUAAGCCCGCUGCUCCUAUACCCUGUUUUAUACCGAGCGUACUCUGUUGCCACUUACAGAAACGUUAGUCUUACUUUGUUAGCUUGUGAUACGUUGCCCUCGCAAUGGCCGACUUCAUUCACGUCCCAGAAGAAGCUCCCGUUGUUCCCAAAAUAGACGUGACGGUCGAUGAGAACGACUACCGACCCGGUGCGCUGCGGCUAAUGAAGGAGCUCAGACCCAGCUGGAAACCGUCCGAAAUCAAAAUGAAGUUUUUCACUGAUGGAAUAACCAACAAGCUGCUCGGCUGUUACGUGGGCGCAGUCAUGCAAGAUGUGGUCCUGGUCCGUAUUUACGGCAACAAAACUGAGCUGUUGGUCGACCGGGAGAACGAGGUUAAAAGUUUCAGAGUGCUCCACGCACACCGCUGUGCCCCACGUCUUUACUGCACCUUCAACAAUGGCCUGUGCUAUGAAUUCCUGCAAGGCACUGCCUUGGACCCUGAACACAUACGCAGCCAACCUGUUUUUAUGCUUAUUGCGAGGCAGCUGGCCAAGUACCAUGCCAUCCAUGCCCAUAACGGCUGGGUACCUCGCUCUGACAUGUGGCUCAAGAUGGGCAAAUACUUUGCCCUUAUUUCCAAUUGCUUUAAGGAGCAUGAUGGGUUGAGCUUGGAGGUUCCCAGCCCACAGGCCCUCCGGAAGGAGCUGCUGUGGCUCCAGCAGAGUUUGUCUUUGCUGGACUCUCCAGUAGUUCUCUGCCACAAUGAUCUUCUUUGCAAAAACAUCAUUUAUAACCAGAGGGAAGGCAGUGUAAAGUUUAUUGACUAUGAGUAUGCAGGCUACAAUUACCAAGCCUAUGAUAUUGGGAAUCAUUUCAACGAGUUUGCAGGCCUGAAUGAAGUGGACUAUAGUCACUACCCGCAGCGGGCCUUUCAGCUACAGUGGCUCCGCUCCUACCUGGAGGCGUACAAGGAGCACAAGGGUCAGGAUGGCGAGGUUACUGACAAAGAGGUGGAGAUUCUUUAUGUUCAAGUCAACAAAUUCACCUUGGCGUCUCAUUUCUUCUGGGGUCUCUGGGCUCUGAUUCAGGCCAAGUUCUCCACCAUCGACUUUGACUUCUUGGGAUAUGCAACGCAGCGUUUCAACCAGUACUUCAAGAUGAAACCAGAGGCAGCUGCACUGACGUUACCAGAUUAAAAGCAGCUCCUGUUCUUUCAUCUUCCUGCUUUCUCCCUGCUCCUCAUAUGAUGACUGCAGGGCGCCCUCUAGAGGACUGCCUGAAGAAUAAAUCCACUUGAAAUUCCUGUUUGGUCCAUUUUCACAGACUGGAUAGAGAGCGGUCCGAUCAUCUGCAAAUGCUGGAAGUCACUUUUAAGAUGGACAGAUUUAAACCCUUUUAUAAUGUGAUGCACAUGUGGCUAAAUCGCUUUUUUAUUUAGUAGUUUCUAUUGUGUCUUGGAUGUGAACAUCAGAUCAUUAUACUGUACUUUGUACCUUUUCGAGAAGGUAACCUUUUAUAGGUGACCUGAACACUAAUUUGAUUGUUUUUAGAGAUGAAGUGAAGGCAGCAUCAAGCUCCGCCCCCUUCCUCAGUUGCUCUCCUGUGGUUCACUAGAGUAGCACCACUCUGCAGCUAGUUGGGACCUGCUGUUUUUGUCUCCUACAGGUUGUAGGGAAGCAUUUAGUGUUUACUUCUGAAGUCGCCACUGAGUUGAAGAGUUGUGCAUCACUUUAGUGCAGAUUUCUCCCUUACUUUGGCACUUAAAUGAUUUACAUAUUAAUGGCUUCCAGGAAGGCACCUCAGAGGGAUCGGACCAUUCCAUGUUCAUAAGGUCAGUCAUACGAUAGGUCAGCAGAUUUAACUCUCUAAGAGACUGAGCUCUACUGUUUUAGACCAAACAUGACGCUGUCUGUGGUCUCUUUCUGUACUUCAUACUGACGGAAUCACUCGCACACAGUGUGAUCUUUGGAUUAAUUGAACUUGUGAUAUUUGAGUUAACAUUGGGGUUUGUUAAAAUUAAUGGUCUGGAAAAUGGGAGGAGCUUGUCUGUUAAGUCAUAAAGAGAAAAACCAGAUUAAACGAAUAAAAAUAGCACUAGAUUUAUACAAAACAUUUAGAUUAAACGGGAUCUAAUACAUUUAAAUUAUAACCGUGAUAAAUUCUGCUGUUAAAAAUGUAAAGCAUUGCUUAUUAGAUUUAUAUUUUAUAUAAUUUGUGUUGUGAUACAUUCACUAACGGGAAGAUGCAGGGUGAUGAUGUAUAACACUGACUAGUCUGGAAUCUAGCCUGGUCUUGGCUGCUAAACACAUGUCAUGCUUGUUGCUUUUGCUAAUGUCUGUAGAUUAAAAUAAAUGUGAAGCAACAAGUGGGGAAGGGGCAAUGUUGCAUUAAUCUAAAUGUCAUACAGCUGGAAAAAACUGGUCACUUCAGCAGUUUAUCUGGCACCUCAUUAAACGGACCAUACAUUCUAGUUUUAUUUUUUUUUUUAUUUAACAUUUCUAAUCUUUGACAAAUUCCGAUGUCACUAAAUGCCUGGUUUAAAAUUACAAUUGGAUGAAAAUGGCUUUGUACAGUUACUGAAAGCUUUAUGAUAGUGAAAACUGAUUUCUUUAUCAAACAAGCCAACAACAGAUUGCUGCCCCUUUGCUCUAAUACUGUGUACAUUUCAGGACAUCAGUGAUGUAUUUCUUUUUUUUUUUUUUUUCCUAAUGAUGGAAAUCCUGUUUCGCAAACUGUCCAUUAAAUUUGGGAUUGAAUUUGUUGAAAAUGUUCCUGUUUCUGCACAUUACCUGCUUAUGAGCAGGUAUCCAAGGGUUAGUUUUGCUGUGUAACAUUUUUUAAACACCACUUAGUGAAGCUAAAAGCUUUAAAGCUCACUCUUUAAAUUCCUUAUCAUUUUUUUGUGACAUAACUUCAGAAUAAAAGGACAGUUUUAGGUGAACCCAACGCAGUUUAGAUUGAUGAAAAAGGUUGGAGAGUACUUGGAAGAGUACUUAAAGCAAACUCUUAUUUCACAAAUGUUUAGUAAUUAUAGGCAUUAAACCCAUUUCUGUCUCUAAAUCUGUGAUCUUAUUUCUGUUUUCUCAUGAUUACAUUUGUCAAUAUUUUAUUUUCACUAACCAAUGUGCACCUAAAUAUCUCUCCACUCUUCUAUGUACAGCAAGCAGAUGGAAAAUAUCUUUUGUGAAUAGAAAUGUACAUAGCAGAUUUAUUUUCAUUUGUUUUUUUAUUGUUUUAAAGACUGCAUCAAAUAGAAUGAUUGCCUCGUGUAAGAGGUUUUCUUGGAUGAAAUGAAAUGAUUAUGCUUUUUUGAAAAUAAAUUGUUUACGAUUGAAA